AUGCCCAAGACGCAUAGUGAUAGUGCCACUGAGCAGAUUUCAGAAGAAGAGUUCCAACCCGAUGAGGAGAAUGAGCGCGUUGAAAUCAACGAUGAGGAGGAUGAUGAGCUCAUCGAACCAGCUGAAAGAAACGGGUCGACCCAAGACCUUGCAAUAGAGUUAGUCGAUAGUGACGUUGAAGAAGAGAUUGGAGAUGGAGGAUUUGUUCAAGAAACUCGAAAGCGGAGAAGAAAGACGACUACAACGACCACAGCAAAAAAGAAAGCACCCCCUAAGAAGAAGAAGCCCCCAAAGGUAAAAGUACCCUAUUUCACUCGAAUCACAAAUAAACUAUAUGAACAACAUCCACACUUAAAAGACGUGUUCCCAUAUCUUGGGUCAAUUCAGUCGAUUCCAGUGGAAAGAGCUCCACAACCAGAAGGCAUGAAUAUCAAGCUUUUGCCGUUCCAAUUGGAAGGUUUGAACUGGUUGAUUAAACAAGAAGAAGGAGAAUUUGGAGGAGGAAUUCUUGCAGAUGAGAUGGGGAUGGGUAAGACCAUUCAAACAAUUGGUCUAAUGAUGAAUGAUUUAACUAAACGUCCCAAUUUGGUAGUGGGUCCAACUGUGGCUUUGAUGCAAUGGAAACAUGAAAUAGAGUCUCAUACUCAUGAGGGGAAAUUGAAAGUCUUACUUUAUCAUGGAGCCAAAAGAACUAAUGAUGUUAAAGAAUUGAUGAAGUAUGAUGUGAUUCUUACUUCUUAUUCAGUGUUGGAAUCGGUAUAUCGGAAGCAACAGUAUGGGUUUAAACGAAAAGCUGGGUUGGUGAAAGAAAAAUCACCUUUACAUUCAGUGAACUUUUAUCGUGUGAUAUUGGAUGAGGCUCAUAAUAUCAAGGACAGAACUUCAAAUACCUCCAAAGCUGCUAAUAACUUACAAUGUUCCAAACGUUGGUGCCUUUCAGGUACUCCAGUUCAGAAUAGAAUUGGAGAAAUGUACUCUUUGAUAAGAUUCCUUAAAUUAGAUCCAUUCCACCAGUAUUUCUGUACUAAAUGCGAAUGCCAGAGUGACGAAUGGAAGUUCUCCAACUACAGGACAUGUGAUCUCUGUGGUCAUGCUCCUAUGCUUCAUACAAAUUUCUUCAAUCAUUUCAUGUUGAAAAAUAUAUUGAAAUAUGGUAUUGCUGGAGAUGGAUUGGAAAGUUUUAAUAACAUUCAAUUACUACUUGGUCAUAUUAUGCUUAGAAGAACGAAGCUUGAAAGAGCUGACGAUUUGGGUUUACCUCCACGUACAGUGACAGUUAAAAAUUAUCGUUUCAAUCCUGAGGAGAAGGAUUUGUAUAUGUCGCUUUAUAGUGACUCCAAGAGACAGUUCAAUGAUUAUGUUGCACUGGGUGUCGUUUUAAACAACUAUGCUAACAUUUUCACCUUAAUUACUCGGAUGCGUCAAAUCGCUGAUCAUCCCGAUUUGGUAUUGAAGAAAGUCGGUUCCAGUUCUUCCACAACUCAUAUGGAGGGAGUAAUUAUAUGUCAGUUGUGUGAAGACGAAGCUGAAGAGCCCAUAGAAUCCAAAUGUCGACACCGGUUUUGUCGAAUGUGUAUUCAAGAAUAUGUGGAAGGAUUUGAUGGGAGUACACUGAAGUUAGAAUGCCCUGUUUGUCACAUUGGAUUGUCAAUAGAUUUGGAACAACCUGCACUUGAAGUGGACGAAGAGCAAUUCAAUAAGGCAUCGAUUGUCAAUCGGAUUAAUCAUUCAGGAGAUUGGAAAUCUUCAACCAAAAUCGAGGCAUUGGUGGAAGAUUUAUAUAAUAUUCGAUCUGAAAAGAAUACCAUUAAGUCCAUUGUAUUUUCUCAAUUCACUUCUAUGCUUGAUUUAAUUGAAUGGAGAUUGAAAAGAGCAGGAUUUGUAACUGUGAAAUUACAAGGGUCUAUGUCUCCAGAACAGCGUGAUAACACUAUUCGAUAUUUUAUGGAGAAUACGUAUGUGGAGGUUUUCUUAGUUUCUUUGAAAGCUGGUGGUAUUGCGCUUAAUCUUACAGAGGCCUCACGUAUCUUCAUUAUGGAUCCAUGGUAUAAUCCUACUGUUGAAUGGCAAGCGAUGGAUCGUGUUCACCGUAUUGGACAGAAAAGACCCAUUGAAAUUAUACGGUAUUGUAUCGAAGACAGUAUUGAACUGAAGAUUAUAGAACUACAAGACAAGAAAGCAGAUAUGAUUAAUGCAACUAUUCAAAAUGAUGAAGCGGCUAUUAAUCGGUUGACACCAGAAGAUCUUCAGUUCUUGUUCAACAAUUAG
Lizanozyma spartinae is the source of this 2268-nucleotide messenger RNA. It is a transcript of the gene RAD16, whose product is annotated as DNA repair protein. NCBI's taxonomy places the organism in Eukaryota, Fungi, Ascomycota, Pichiomycetes, Serinales, Debaryomycetaceae. Gene Ontology annotation, molecular function: metal ion binding; ATP-dependent chromatin remodeler activity; ATP binding. The record is from RefSeq and is a predicted model, not a curated record. Bases 1 to 2268 code for a protein of 755 amino acids. The transcript has 2 exons.